CUCGUAAAACAUAACCUAAGAUUUUUAAAUGAACAAGGAGAAGUCAGAGACCAAAACUAUCAAACAUCUUUCCUCGAAAGAUAUUGGCAUGUCGGAUCCACGAGCCCGAUUAAAAGCUCUUUCAGACCAAGGCUCCAAUGUGGAAAUGGACCGUAACAUUCCACCACAAAGAUAUUACAGAUCUGGUGUGGAGAUGAUUAGAAUGGCAGACAUGUACAUGAAAGACAAUGAUCUUGAACAUGCAUAUAUUUUAUAUGUGAAAUUUAUAACGAUUUUUGUGGAAAAAAUAAGGGAUCAUCCCCAAUUUCAUAUGGUGCCGUCAAAAGACAAGGAACAAAAUCAACAAACUUUACGUAAAAUAAUCCCCAAGGCUGAGGAACUAAAGAAACAAUUAUUAGAACAAUAUCAAGCAGACUUUGAAAAAUAUUUAGAGGAUGCAAAAGAAAGGGAGAAGAUCGAAAAGGAGAAACUAAAACAGGAGGAAUUGGAAAAGUUAAGAGAAGAGGAAGAGAGGAAGAACAAACAAGCUGCAUUAGCAGCUGUUAGAGCAGCAAAGGCUGCUAUGAGUACUGUCGUAACAUCUCCUGAGGAAAGCAAACUUAAAAAAGUUCCUAGUAUAGCUCAGAAACCAUUGAUAAGCCUAUCUACUGAUAUAGCUGCACAGACAUCUAAAGAGAAAAGGACUCCUACCAUAGAUCGUUCAACAAAACCUUCUGUGCUUAUGAGUGAUAAUCUUACCUUAAGAGACAUAGUAUUGCCAACCAAAUUAAUGCACAACUUUCUUAUGGUAGCUUUUGGUAAUACUAUGAACAAUAAAGAGACUUGUGGUAUCCUAGCUGGCAAAAUAGAGAGACAUAAAUUAGUAGUCACUCACUUGUUAAUACCUGAACAAACUGGAUCCCCAGAUUCUUGCGUGACACACAACGAGGAAGAUAUUUUUGACUAUCAGGAUCAACACAACUUGAUUACCCUUGGUUGGAUACAUACACAUCCUACACAGACUGCAUUUCUGUCUAGUGUUGAUCUUCAUACGCAUUGCGCGUAUCAACUUAUGAUGGCUGAAGCAAUUGCCAUUGUUUGUGCACCUAAGUACGACGAGACAGGAUUUUUCAUUUUAACUCCGGAAUACGGGUUAGAUUUUAUCGCUAAUUGUAGAGAAUCAGGAUUUCAUCCUCACCCAACAAAACCACCAUUGUACAUGGAAGCAAAACAUUGUAAAAUGGAUGUAACAGCAGCUAUAGAAGUAGUGGAUUUAAGAAGAAAAUGACAUCUUUUAGAUGUAAUAUACAUACUUUAUAUAACAAGUUAUAUAUUUAACUUUCACACACGUGACAUUAUGUGUAAACAGUAAAGAAUUGAAAAUACUUUUGCUUACAUAAUACGAGAAUCUA
Colletes gigas is the source of this 1391-nucleotide messenger RNA. RefSeq names its product STAM-binding protein-like A. The record is from RefSeq and is a predicted model, not a curated record. Gene Ontology annotation, biological process: protein K63-linked deubiquitination. Gene Ontology annotation, molecular function: protein binding; K63-linked deubiquitinase activity; metal-dependent deubiquitinase activity. The coding region runs from base 29 to 1267 and encodes 412 amino acids. Gene Ontology annotation, cellular component: membrane; endosome. The transcript is spliced from 8 exons. Lineage: Eukaryota; Metazoa; Arthropoda; Insecta; Hymenoptera; Colletidae.